AUGUCUAUAAGAAGAGCCACACAUGCAGGAUCAUGGUAUUCAAAUCAUUCGUUAGAAUUAUCUCAACAAUUAGAAUCAUGUCUAUCAAAAGCUGAUACCAUGAAAGCUCCAAUAGAUAAGGCAAGAAUUAUUGUAUCUCCACAUGCAGGUUACAGAUAUUGUGGACCUACUAUGGCAUAUUCAUAUGCUUCGUUAAAUUUAACACAAAAUGUAAAAAGAAUCUUUAUAUUAGGGCCAUCUCAUCAUUUAUAUUUCCGUAAUGAAAUAUUACUAUCAAAAUUUAAUCAAUUAGAAACACCAUUAGGGAAUUUAACCAUAGAUAAUGAAUUAAAUGAAAAAUUAAUUAAAGAUGGUAAAAAGCAUUCUAAUAUAUUUAAUUAUAUGGAUAAAGAUACUGAUUUAGAUGAGCACUCAUUGGAAAUGCAAUAUCCAAUGUUAUUACAAACGUUGAAUUGGAGAAAAAUUUCACCAGAUAAAGUGAAAAUAAUACCAAUGCUUGUAUCUCAUAAUACUAAAGAUGUUGAUAUGUCAUUAGGUAAAAUUUUAUUACCAUAUUUAAAAGAUGAAAAAAAUUUAUUUAUUAUAAGUAGUGAUUUUUGUCAUUGGGGGAGAAGGUUUCAAUUUACAGGAUAUGUCAGUGAUGAAAAAGAAUUAGAAGAAGCCAUCGAAGAAGAAACUGAAAUUGAAAUGUUAACUUCUAGAUCUAAAUUACCACAUCAUAAAGUACCAAUAUGGCAAUCAAUUGAAAUUCUUGACAAACAUGCAAUGAAAGUUUUAACAGAAAGUGCAAAUAUUGAAAAAUAUUCCAAUUGGAAGAAAUAUUUAGAAAUUUCUGGAAAUACAGUUUGUGGUGCUAAUCCAUGUAGUGUUAUAUUAGCUAUCAUUGCAUUAUUGAAAGAUGAAAGAUUAAUUAAAUUCGAAUGGCCUAAAUAUUCCCAAAGUUCAAAAGUUACAAACGUAGAUGAUAGUAGUGUUAGUUAUGCAUCUGGAUUUGCCAAGAUACCAUAA
This is a messenger RNA of Henningerozyma blattae CBS 6284, 1008 nucleotides long. It is a transcript of the gene MHO1, whose product is annotated as Mho1p. Lineage: Eukaryota; Fungi; Ascomycota; Saccharomycetes; Saccharomycetales; Saccharomycetaceae. The record is from RefSeq and is a predicted model, not a curated record. The coding region runs from base 1 to 1008 and encodes 335 amino acids. The transcript has a single exon.